Molecule: messenger RNA, 1099 nt
Organism: Brassica oleracea var. oleracea
Lineage: Eukaryota; Viridiplantae; Streptophyta; Magnoliopsida; Brassicales; Brassicaceae
Product: 1-acyl-sn-glycerol-3-phosphate acyltransferase 3-like
Exons: 11
Coding region: 1-978 (325 amino acids)
Cellular component (GO): endomembrane system
Molecular function (GO): 1-acylglycerol-3-phosphate O-acyltransferase activity
Source: RefSeq, a predicted model, not a curated record
AUGGCAAUCUUUGCGACUUUUGUCAUUGUCCCUUUUGGUUUGCUCUUCUUGGUAUCAGGCCUCAUCAUCAACCUCAUUCAGCUUGUGUUAUUCAUCUUUGUUCGUCCUGUCUCAAGAAAUGUGUAUAGAAGAAUCAACACAAGUGUUGUAGAGUUACUUUGGUUGCAGCUCAUAUGGCUCGUUGAUUGGUGGGCCUUUAUCAAGAUAAAUUUGUAUGCUGAUGCAGAGACUCUUGAACUACUUGGUAAAGAACAUGCACUAGUCUUAAGCAAUCAUAGAGGUGACAUCGACUGGCUCGUCGGAUGGGUUAUGGCUCAGCACUCAGGCCGUCUGGGAAGUACUCUAGCAAUCAUGAGGAAAGAAGCCAAGUAUUUUCCAAUCAUAGGUUGGUCCAUGUGGUUUUCAGAAUACAUCAUCUUGGAAAAAAAUUGGGCCAAGGAUGAAAAAAUCCUCAAGGCAGGUUUUAAUCAACUGAAGGACUUUCCUACCACAUUCUGGUUGGGUCUUUUCGUCGAAGGAACUCGAUUCAAUCAAAAAAAUCUUGAAGCUGCUAAGGUUUAUGCAUCUCUAAAGGGCUUACCAACACCUCGCAAUGUUUUGAUUCCUCGUACAAAGGGAUUUGUUUCAGCGGUAACUCACAUGCGCUCGUUUGUUCCCGCGAUCUAUGACUGCACAUAUACAGUUCAGAAGAAACAGACCACACCAAUACUGCUUAGGAUGUUCGGUGGCCAAUCAUCUGAGGUGAAUUUGCAGAUGAGACGUUACAAAAUGAGCCAAGUGCCGGAAACCACAGAUGGCAUUGCACAGUGGUGCCAAGAUCUGUUUGUCGCCAAGGAUUCUCAACUUGAAAACUACUUCACAAAUGAUGUGUUCAGCGACUUGGACGUUCACCAAAUUGGCCGGCCAAUCAAACCACUGAUCGUGGUGUUAACUUGGUUCUGUCUCCUCAUAUACGGCAGCUUCAAGCUACUUCAGUGAUUCUCCAUGGUCCAGAUCAUCUGUUUCUUUGUCUUUUUCUUGGUGGUUGCAACUUCAACAGUGGGACUUCUGAUCCAAUCUUCCUAAUCAACGGGCACAGUUCCUAACAACCUCUACCAGA